Messenger RNA from Dissoconium aciculare CBS 342.82, 558 nucleotides. RefSeq lists its product as uncharacterized. The transcript has 2 exons. Gene Ontology annotation, biological process: mitochondrial translation. The record is from RefSeq and is a predicted model, not a curated record. Lineage: Eukaryota; Fungi; Ascomycota; Dothideomycetes; Mycosphaerellales; Dissoconiaceae. Gene Ontology annotation, cellular component: ribosome; mitochondrial large ribosomal subunit. The coding region runs from base 1 to 558 and encodes 185 amino acids. Gene Ontology annotation, molecular function: structural constituent of ribosome.
AUGUCGGCAUUCCGUCAGGCUUCCUUUCGCGUUGGACAAAAGGAGAUCUACCUCCCAAAGUUUGCCAUUGCGCUCUUACGACAAGAAGGCGGAAAUCCAUACCACGCCCGAUUCAGAGUCCCACUGUGGUUUUCCAAACUCGACAUUCGCGAUUACUUAUGGCACGCCUACGGCGUUGAGAUUUCGGCUGUACGCUCAUACGUUAAGCUCCGCCCUGUCCAACAGGGUGAUGGACGAUCGCCACGGCCACAGAAUCACGUCUCGCGAUGGCAUCGACCGCGGUCACAUAAAUACAUGACUGUUGAGAUGACGGAGCCGUUCAUCUGGCCAAAGGAUAACUCGGACGAACCGUCUUUUGGGAAGGAAAGCUUGAAAGCACAGGACAAAGAUUCAGAGGACCAGCAGAAAAGAAGUGGGCCGACUUCCGACACCGAGCGCGCGGAUCCGGUGCAUGUGAGCAAGAUGAGGGAGCAGGCGCAGGCGCUUCUACUGGGGAAAACGAAGUGGGCCGCGCCGCGCGAUUCCGACAAACUCCGUCCCUUCACUUCUUCAAGAUGA